Aspergillus puulaauensis is the source of this 462-nucleotide messenger RNA. RefSeq lists its product as uncharacterized. NCBI's taxonomy places the organism in Eukaryota, Fungi, Ascomycota, Eurotiomycetes, Eurotiales, Aspergillaceae. The transcript is spliced from 2 exons. The coding region runs from base 1 to 462 and encodes 153 amino acids. The record is from RefSeq and is a predicted model, not a curated record.
AUGUUGCUCAAACAUUGCCUGCCGCUUAUUGCCUUGGGUGCUGCGCCUGCCCUUGGGCGUACCCUGAAGCGAGACGCACCACCUGAGAAUGAUGCUGGGGCCUAUAAAGUCAGCUUUCAUUGCAGCCACACGAUAUAUCCUGGCGGACCCCAUGGAGAGCCGAACAAUUAUUCGCACAGCAGCAGUCUUGAGCUGCUGGUUCCCGAUGGAUCGUCACGCCUGGCAGAGGAAUGCCACGCACCAGACGGCACACCGGCAAUCAGCGAAUGUAUCUUCAAGGAUGAUGCACUCGACGCAGGAUCCCUGACUGUCCAUGUCUACUCGAACCCAGGUAAUUGCCACCUGGAUUUCGGGUAUAAGGGGGAGAGCUUUACCGCGAAAUCGGACAAGUGUGGCCAUGAAAAUGGAGGGUUUGAGCCUUUCGCAAGCGACAAAACAGCUGUCUGUUACUUUGAUGCUUGA